AUGACAAGAAAGAAAGUAAAACUUGCUUUCAUUGCAAAUGAUUCCUCAAGAAAAGCAACAUUUAAGAAAAGAAAGAAGGGUUUGAUGAAGAAAGUAAACGAGCUAUCAACUCUCUGUGGCAUUACUGCUUGUGCCAUCAUCUACAGUCCUUAUGAUUCCAAUCCCGAGGUGUGGCCAUCGAAUUCUGGUGUGCAAAGGGUGGUUACGGAGUUCCGAACGUUGCCGGAGAUGGACCAGCACAAGAAAAUGGUGGACCAGGAGACAUUUCUCAGACAAAGGAUAGCCAAAGCCUCGGAGCAUUUAAAGAGACAAAGAAAAGACAACAGGGAGAUAGAGAUGACUGAAGUCAUGUUCCAAUGUUUGGUCGGAAACAUGGGGAUGUUUCAUCUGAAUAUUAUGGAUCUUAAUGAUUUAGGUUAUCUAAUUGAGCAAUACCUUAAAGAUAUUAAUCGCAGGAUCGAAAUUUUGGGGAACUCUGGCAUGGAGGUCGGCGAAUCCUCAAAUGCUGUUGCGGCUACAUCUCCCUCUGAAGCCGCUAAAUCAUUGGCGAUUGGGACGGCUACAACCACUCAAGGCGCUACAACUCAUGAGGUGGGUGCUUCUUCCUCAGCUGCGGCUGCUGCAGCUUUUUUCAACUCUAUUCAGCAUCAGCAUCAUCAGCAGCAGUAUCUCCAUCCGGUGCCUCCACAUGUUGGAUUCUAUGAACAAUCUCGUAACCUGAAUCUUAACCAGAAUCAUAAUCAGAACCAACAACAAUGGUUCAUGGAAAUGGUAAACAAUCCCGAGCAGAUGAACUAUGCGGCUGAACAAAUGGGUUUCCCGUUUAUGGAUGAUAACCACCACGGUCGUAGCCAUCACCACCAGCAUCAGAUCCACCAGCAUCAUCACCUCCAACAGCAGCAAGUCCCUAACGAUUCUUCUACUGCUCCGGCCACUACCAGUUCAACCAAUAUCAUCUCUGGUGCCAAUCCAAAUCCCAACAAUAAUUUAUGGUUCCGUUAA
Messenger RNA from Thlaspi arvense, 1002 nucleotides. The record is from the annotation of a GenBank genome assembly. NCBI's taxonomy places the organism in Eukaryota, Viridiplantae, Streptophyta, Magnoliopsida, Brassicales, Brassicaceae.